This is a messenger RNA of Hordeum vulgare subsp. vulgare (domesticated barley), 776 nucleotides long. RefSeq lists its product as uncharacterized. The transcript has a single exon. The record is from RefSeq and is a predicted model, not a curated record. Lineage: Eukaryota; Viridiplantae; Streptophyta; Magnoliopsida; Poales; Poaceae. Bases 214 to 468 code for a protein of 84 amino acids.
UUAUUCGACCGUGCCUUGAUCUUAUCCGUUCCCAACAAUAAAGAAUCAGUAUUGUUUGUUAGAAAAGAAAAACAUCGCCAUCUCCACCUCUCAAUAAAAAUGGCAUAGGCAAGCAGAUCGCACUCAAGGUAGCAGGUGCAGCACACCAGUUUUACACUUCGAACGCACGCAAGAGAAUCCUCCAGGUUCAUCUACGGCAUAGGAAGCGGGGAGAUGGAAGGGAGCAGCAGCCGGACGCCGGAGAUAACCAUCGUCCCGGCGCCUAGGCCGGCGGCGGGCGGUGGCGGUGGCGGUGGCGCCGUCGACGCGGUGAAGGCGGUGAGCAAGGAGCCCAUCAGCCCGGGCUCGCCUUCCCCGGCCAGCAAGGAGCGUCCCGGCGCCGUCUCCCUGCCCGGGUGGAAGCUCGACUCCCUCUGCAAGGAGUCCAGCUCGCCGCCGGCCAUGAUGGGGCGCUUCCCCUAUUUCUGAAGCCAUCCGGCCUCUUUCUCAUCCGUGCCGUUCGUAGCAACCGCACGGACACCUUUGCUGUAGUAUUUUCCGACUAGUAGCAUAUCUAAGUUCGCAGCGGAGGUUUCAAAAAAAACAAAAAAGGUUUGCAACGGCAGUUUUGCUGCCCGUUCCAGCGAUGUCAUGCAGUAGAACUCAUACCGUGAUUGUAGCGUUGUCACAAGAGUUCUGGCGUGUCUUUCUGGUUGCUUUGAACUUAUCGUGUACUCCUACGUGUAUAUUUUUGCCCUCGGAGUUUGUGUAUGAUCAUGUAAACUUCAAAUCCUCAA